CCCCAUCUCCCCUUUCAAACGAUUGCCUUUCUCUCUCUCUAGACCUUUCGUUUUCUUCUGUGUUCGUAUGGAAUCAAACUCAUUCACCCCUUCCAUAGAUGCUAGUCUCCUUUCCUCUGGGCCAUCUAUUGAUUCCAACAUGAAAAGCCUACCCCUUUCCGAUGUACACUCACAUCUGUCCAACCCUAGCCAAUCUGAAGAUUGUCUCGUCGUAGCCACCGUCAUUGAAGAAGAAUCUGAGGGUGCAUGCUGGUGGACAUCAACGGAAACGGAUCCGGGUUGGGCGCUAAGAAAGAGGCAUGGCUCCCAGUUCGAUGACAGUUCUCAAUCGGUGGAAGAAGGCGAGGAGGAAUAGAUAGAGUAGCAGUUGUAGUUCCGGUUGAGAAAGGUGUUGCAGCUGCAGUGACAUUUAAGGAAGCAUGACCUUGUAGAGAGAGAGACAAAGAAAGAUCCAUGGGAGUAGUAAAUGAUCAGAAAGAGGUUGUUGUGCUGCAUUUAAGUGUAAUUUUUUGGGUUUGGG
Molecule: messenger RNA, 520 nt
Organism: Cuscuta europaea
Lineage: Eukaryota; Viridiplantae; Streptophyta; Magnoliopsida; Solanales; Convolvulaceae
Source: the annotation of a GenBank genome assembly